This is a messenger RNA of Mirounga angustirostris (Northern elephant seal), 3200 nucleotides long. RefSeq names its product cyclin J like (gene CCNJL). The record is from RefSeq and is a predicted model, not a curated record. The transcript is spliced from 6 exons. Gene Ontology annotation, biological process: regulation of cyclin-dependent protein serine/threonine kinase activity; mitotic cell cycle phase transition. Bases 330 to 1496 code for a protein of 388 amino acids. Gene Ontology annotation, cellular component: nucleus; cyclin-dependent protein kinase holoenzyme complex; cytoplasm. Gene Ontology annotation, molecular function: cyclin-dependent protein serine/threonine kinase regulator activity. Lineage: Eukaryota; Metazoa; Chordata; Mammalia; Carnivora; Phocidae.
GGGUGCGGGCCGGCGGCGCAUGCGCGACGCCCGGGCCCCAAUUCCCCCAGCGAGGGAGGGAGGCCCCCGGCGGCCGGGAGGCUGCGAGCCGCGGCGGGACCCGAGCGCAUACAGGGGCGCUGCGGCGGCGGCGGGGGCGAGCGGGGCUGCGGAAGCGGCCGUCGAGAGCGUGGAGCGCCCCGCUCGUUCGCCCAGACGCGUGCAGGCACCCGAGGGCACCGCCGGCUCGGCUCUGAUAGGGGCCUGGCGCCCGCAGCCCCCCACGCCCGAAGAGGGAUGCGGUGCGCCCUGAGAGCCCGGUAGCGUCGGAUCGCUGCGCUGCAUACCCGAUGAUGGAUGAGCCGUGGUGGGAAGGGCGCGUCGCCUCGGACGUCCACUGCACCCUUCGCGAGAAGGAGCUGAAGCUGCCGGCCUUCCGAGCCCACUCCCCACUCUUGAAGAGCCGCCGGUUCUUUGUUGACAUCCUGAGCCUGCUGAGCGGCCACUGCCAGCUCUGUCCCGCGGCCCGGCACCUGGCCGUCUACCUGCUGGACCACUUCCUCGAUCGCUAUAACAUCACCGCCUCCAAGCAGCUGUACACCGUGGCGGUCUCCUGCCUCCUGCUCGCAAGUAAGUUCGAGGACAGGGAAGACCACGUCCCCAAGCUGGAGCAGAUAAACAGUACGAGGAUCCUGAGCGGCCAGAACUUCACCCUCACCAAGAAGGAGCUGCUCAACACAGAACUGCUGCUCCUGGAGGCCUUCAGCUGGAACCUCUGCCUGCCCACGCCCGCCCAUUUUCUGGACUACUACCUCUCGGCCUCCGUCAGCCAGAAGGACCACCACUGCCACAGCUGGCCCCCCGCCUGCCCCCGCAAGACCAAAGAGUGCCUCAAGGAGUACGCCCACUACUUCCUAGAGGUCACCCUGCAAGAUCAUAUUUUCUACAAAUUCCAGCCUUCUGUGGUUGCUGCAGCCUGCGUUGGGGCCUCCAGGAUUUGCCUUCAGCUUUCUCCCUACUGGACCAGAGACCUACAGAGGAUCUCAAAUUACACCCUGGAACAUCUCAGCACAUGCAUCGAAAUCCUGCUGGUAGCUUAUGACAACGUCUUCAAGGACGCUGUCGCGGUCAAGAGCCAGGCCUUGGCAAUGGUGCCCAGCACAACCCCCGCCCCCACCCAAGUGCUGUUCCAGCCGCCCGCCUACCCCACCCUCAGCCAGCCAGUGGCGCCGGGCCUGGCCCAGUUCCAGACCCCCGUGCAGGACCUCUGCUUGGCCUAUCGAGACUCGCUGCAGGCCCACCGCUCUGGGAGCCUGCUCUCAGCGGGCUCUGGCUCAUCCCUCCACACCCUGUACCCCACCCUCCAGCCCCUGGAUGUGUGCCCCGUGUCCCUCCCCACGCCCCUCAGCAUGCAGAUGGCCAUCACAGCUGAGCCCAGACACUGCCUCACCACCACCUACGGAAGCAGCUACUUCAGCGGAAGCCACGUGUUCCCCACAGGCUGUUUCGACAGAUAGGGCACCUUCGGGCCACAGAGGGAGGCCUUGGAAACGCACCUGGGCAGAGGAAGAGGACACAGAUGAGGGGAGCUCAGCCGAGUGAGGCAGUGGGGAGGCCGUCCCCACAGGGCCUCGCUGACUUUGAACACAGAGGGUUCAUGUUCUUUUUAAACAAAGCCGACCCAGAGCAAAGUGGUCAAUGACAUCCCUCCCCCGAGAGAAUUCCUCUGGAAAACGUCUUCCACAUGUGCAGCUGGGGUGCAGGGGGACGGCUCGGCCACCAUCCUCCGGAGGAGGAACCCGGUGGAUUGAGAAAGACCUGGUGAGAGGCCAGGAGACUGGACACAGGAUGCAGGCCGCCAGUCCGUGAGCACGUCUGGCGUCUAGCAUCAAAGACUUCUUUAUUCCUUGCCAGUGGCAGCUACACUGAACAAGAAGGGACUGCCUGAUGUCUUCUCAGGACCCCAGCAGAGGCCGGCUUGGGUGCUCCUUCCCUGGCUCCAUACGGAGGAGCCUGCGUGUGUUUAAGCCUGGGCGUCGCCUUCCGAGGCACGGUGGGUGGCUGUCAUGCCUUUGUUGUCCAACCUAAAACCUUAUUUGGCCUUUUAGAUAUUUCACAUGCUGCUGCUUCCCGAAGUGACCUAGCUUUCUGUUCAGUAACAUAUCUUGUUUACAUACUGUAUCAGGGAUUUUGUGAUACUUGAAAAUUCCUUAGGAGAAAAAAAAGGUUGAUUGCCAUCCCACGCAAGGGCUGUAGGUUCUAACCCAGCUUGUAACAGCAGAGCUCCGUUUUCAAAAGCGUAUGGUUGGGGAGAGCCACUUUCCAGGCUCUCGGUUCCAGACGAUUCCGCGUCUUAGAUGCUGUGUUCACCUGUAGAACUUCAGCAACCACCCAGAGGAAAAGGUGGUUGAAGGGUAGACAAAGGUUUACAACUAACAACCCCCACCUCCCUCCACCAUGGGCUUAUGGUGCGCGAGGUUAAACCCAGCCUUGGCUUUGAGUUUGGCUCACAGGGAAGGCUGAACAUGCGGAAUAUUGGCUUCAUGCCAGCUGGAUUUGGGGAGCGGGGCACGUACAUGGGUAUAUGUCACAACCACUGACAGGCAAGCGAUGGGUUAGAUCGAAAGCCAGUAUUUGGGUCCCCGCAGCGAAUGGGCUCUCAGGAAGACUCUUGUAACCAUGUGCAAUAUGUUUUUAUUCUGACUCGUGGCUUGUGCUCAUUUUUUUUUUUUUUUUUUUUUUUUUGGUUCGGGGUCAGGGGGACACAUUGUUCAUCCAUCAGAACUGGGAGGUGCAAAGAACCACAGAAGCAUUUUUUGUUUGUUUGUUUUAAAAAGAACCCAUCUUGGUUUUCUUGGUUUAUGUGCCAGUCCAGGAGACUGGCUCGGGGACUGGCAGGGAGGUGGCUAUGUGCUGCUCAGUUGGAUCCGAAGGUGAUUUUCAGAGUGAAUGGAAGCUUCGGCAUAGAAGCCGAAGAGGAGGUGACGGAGAUAAGGUGCUGCUGCCACUUUGUCCCACGAGUGUGGAAAAACUACAUGUUUGUUUGUUGCUUUUCUCUUUUUCCUUUGCCAACCUCCUUCUAUUUAUGUGAGACUGGUUUGGAUUCCAAGUUAAUGUGUCUGUUCUGGGACUGGGGCUUGUGAGGGGCCCCCCAGUAGAACCUCACAGCCAGCCCAGCACCCAGAAAAAGGCAUCCUGCAAUAAACAUAACAUAUCACCUG